UAUUUUCUUUUAGAUUUUGUACCAAUUUGGAUCCAUAAUCUGAGGAUCUGGCUGGACCUGAACUAUCUGCAGAUUCGGAUUUUUGCUCUGAUGGAUGAGCCUAUAUUAGAUGCCAUUUGUGAGAGACUAAGACAAAAGACACACAUUAAAGGAAGUAAAAUUCUAAGUCAUGGUUGUCUAGUAGAAAAGAUGGUAUUCGUGGUGCGUGGUAAAUUGGAGAGCAUUGGAGAAGAUGGAACCAGAAUUCCUCUAUCUGAAGGGGAUGCAUGUGGUGAGGAACUUCUGACAUGGUAUCUUGAACAUUCUUCAGUCAGCACAGAUGGUAGAAAAGUAAGGCUUCCAGGACAGAGAUUGGUCAGCAACAGGACAGUAAGGUGCUUAACAAAUGUGGAGUCAUUUGCACUCUCUGCUUCCGACCUUGAAGAAGUCACAAUCCUUUUCACAAGAUUCUUGCGGAGCCCAUGCGUCCAAGUAGCCCUAAGGUAUGAGUCACCUUAUUGGAGAUCCCUUGCUGCGACCCGCAUUCAAGUUGCAUGGAGAUACAGGAAGAAACGGCUAAGUCGUGUUAAUUCCACACCAUCAGAUUGAACAUUGAGGUUUUGGGUUCCACUUUUCAUACAGUUUUUAUGAUCUCCAAUCCAAUAUAGUAGUUUCACUAGGUUGUUACCUCAUACAGGGGCGUCAUUUUUUAUCAAAGCAACCAAAUUGUAAAUUAAUUUCACCUCCAAGUUUAUUGUGUAUACACUCAAAACAUUCUAUUUUGAGAAUAGAAAUGUGUUAUGUGCAAACGAGGAUGAUGCUAUAGUGGAGAGAAAGUUUGUUGAACAAGCAACACGCAUCAGAAGAAAAAAAAAGUACAAGUGCGCAAGAGUUCACGAGGGAGAAUGAUAAUAAUGAUGGGUGGAAGAAGCAAAAACUAUUAUUAAAUUGGAU
This is a messenger RNA of Vigna umbellata (rice bean), 933 nucleotides long. The record is from RefSeq and is a predicted model, not a curated record. Lineage: Eukaryota; Viridiplantae; Streptophyta; Magnoliopsida; Fabales; Fabaceae.